This is a messenger RNA of Trichoderma asperellum CBS 433.97, 303 nucleotides long. RefSeq lists its product as uncharacterized. The record is from RefSeq and is a predicted model, not a curated record. NCBI's taxonomy places the organism in Eukaryota, Fungi, Ascomycota, Sordariomycetes, Hypocreales, Hypocreaceae.
AUGAUCGACAAGUUCCAAUGCCAAGCACACACCCGCACCCCCUGGGGCUCAAACCCGCACCGCUACGACUACCGCCUGCGCUACCUCAUGAUGGGCCUCCUCUGCGCCCUCAUCCUCGCCGUCUUCAUCGUCAGCCUCGUCUUGAUCGGCGAUCAAGCCCUCAAAAACUACCAGCUCAUACCCUCCGACGACGAAAGUCCCACAAUGUCGGCCGAGUCACCUUCAUCAACUCCUUAUAAUGUUACUGGUACAAAUACUACGGCGAACAUCACCACGUACCACAGCAGCGGCAGGAUUACAUGA